UUAUAGAUUUAAAUUAUUUAAACUAUAGAUAAUAUUACAGUUGUGUUCAAUUCAAAUCCAAUUCAAAAUGUGGACAAUAAAAAGAUUUAUAGGAAAGUUGUCAACAAUACCGGCACCGCUAAUGGGAACAGUGUUUAGAUUGCAUCAGACAAUAGAAGAUAUUGAUGAUAAUGAUCGACCAUAUCGUAGACGACGACAACAACAGCAACGUAGUAACGCUUGGCUUAGAAUUUCAUAUAUGAUGGACACUGACAAUGAUAGAAAUGGUUGGAGUGAUGAUGAUAGUGGUGACCCUGACCUCACUUAUAUCAAUCCGAGUUUGAUCCGAACAAAGUGCGUAAGUAAUGUCUGUAUGAUUUUCGGAUUGGAAAAGGACGAAGAGAAUUUUGGUAUGACUGAUACAAAUCUCGGAACCGGUAUCUGUGUUCAUAAGGAGGAUAAACUGUUUCUAACCAAUGCUCAUGUAGUCCGUGGUCAUGAAAUUGUGUAUUUGCGUCUAUUGUCGUUCAUUGGCUUAUCGAUGACUAGAUUUGUUGAUAUCAGGCAACUACUGUCAAUGCCAUUGGAUGCAGACGUACUAUACGUUGAAGAUCACAACGAUUUGGCACUUAUUAGGCUCAGGGAUCAUCCGCCCGAAUUUGGUGUAUAUGAGGCCAUGAAGCUAUGCGAUCGGGAACCGCAGUUUGGCGAACUAGUAGCCGACUAUGGAAAUGGAGAUUGUUUUUACACAGUGUUUUCGGGUAUGAUUAAUGAAAGUGGAACAAUUGGCUUAAAUUUUAGCGAUUAUACUAUCACCUAUUUGCCCUAUACCAUGGAUCAGCUACAAGUUAUACAUUCAGCUACUAUUGUAAAGGGAUGUUCGGGUGGUCCAAUUAUAGAUAUUGAUUGCAAUUGUAUUGGUAUUAAUUUUGCCGGCAGUAAUAUCGGAGGCUUUGCAAAACCAUCGAAAACAAUGAUAUCAUUUCUAGAGCGAGGACGACAUUAUGCAGAACAUGAGUUCCUAUCGACUGAUCGUCGAAACAUCUAUUCAAUGGGUACGGCCAGUGACCGGAGAUUAGGUUUACUAUUGGAGGAAACUUAUAAUGGAUAUAUAGUUAUAGAUUAUAUGAUCAAUGCUGAUACAGAAAUAUAUUUGGGGGAAGUCAUAACACAAGUAAGAGGACAACCGUUUUUGGAUAUCCAACAGAUGCGAACAGCACUGGCAGAGCUCACCAGUGAUAGUCUAAAGGUUGAACUGAUUGUAAGCACCGAUACUGAAGAUACCGGUCUGACAUUGAAUGCUAACCUUACGGGCGAUGAAUUACCAUUGCUUUUCUGAGAAAAAAACAAACAAAAAAAAAUAGU
This is a messenger RNA of Oppia nitens, 1344 nucleotides long. Its product is annotated as periplasmic serine endoprotease DegP-like. Lineage: Eukaryota; Metazoa; Arthropoda; Arachnida; Sarcoptiformes; Oppiidae. The transcript has 5 exons. The coding region runs from base 68 to 1318 and encodes 416 amino acids. The record is from RefSeq and is a predicted model, not a curated record.